AUAGCUGUGGCUUUGGUUGAGUCUGCCUGGGAAACUGAUGAGAUUAAUUCCGAUCUCAAGCAGUUAGCCCCUUUCCUAUUCAGUCGUGGCGCAUCCAAAGCUUCCGAGGAAAGUGGGAUCUUUCGGUCCUUCCUGCAUUUCCGACCAUUACAGGAUCUAGAAAUGUCUACAACACUUUUAUCUGCCUUCUACGACAUCGACUUUUUCUGCAAGACCGAAAAAUCCUUGAGCAAUAUGCUGGACAAGAAGGCAGUGGGGAGCCCUGUGGGCACCUCUCCCAGCUCCAAUUUCACGCCGGGCUUUCUGCGAAGGCACUCGACCAGUAAUCUCCAGGCUCUGGCUAACGGCAAUGUGAAGUUUCCUAGUGCCUCGCUGUCCGCACCCUCUAACUUCGGCAGCCUUAAGGAGCCUGGCAGCGGAGCAGGCGGCAGCAGCAGCCCCACCAUCGCCUUGCUGAACAAGGAGAACAAGUUUCGAGACCGGUCUCUCAGCGAGAACGGCGAACGAAGCCAACACCUCAUGCAACAGCUGCACCAGCAGCAAGUGGUGGUUGUGGCAGCGGCUUCGGCGGGAAAGGGCGGCGGCGGCAGCAAUGGGGGAGGAGGCGGAGGAAACGGCGGAGGGGGAGCGCCGAUCAACUCCACACGUUACAAGACAGAGCUCUGCCGGCCGUUCGAAGAGAGCGGUUCCUGCAAGUACGGCGAAAAGUGCCAGUUCGCUCACGGCUUCCACGAGCUCCGCAGCCUGACCCGCCACCCCAAGUACAAGACGGAGUUGUGCCGCACUUUCCACACCAUCGGCUUUUGCCCCUAUGGGCCUCGCUGCCAUUUCAUCCACAACGCGGACGAGCGCCGCCCAGCGCCCGCCGGCGGCAGCACUAAUCCGCCGGCGGCCCAGCAGCAACCGCCCCCGCCGCCUCCUCCCCCUCUCCAGCCCAACCUUCCGCCUCACAGCAGCCACCCCUCGCACCACCACCCUUCCCUGCACCCCCCACACGCGGGCAGCACCGGCGACCUCCGCGCCUUCGCCCCCUCCGCCCGAGACCACCCGUUGGGGCCUGGCGGCGGCAACGGCAACAGCUUUGGCAUCCCACACCCCCGAGGAGGAGGGGAGAGGCCCAAACUCCACCACAGCCUCAGCUUCUCCGGUUUCUCCACCCACCAUCAUCACGGCGGGGCUGUGGCGCAGGGCGGGCUGGAAGCGGCGGCCCUGAUCCUGGAAAGCCCCGGUGGGUCCCGCACCCCGCCGCCACCUUCGGGCGGCUCCUACUGUGACGACUUGGUCGUCUCUUGCGCUAACAACGCCUUCGCCUUCUCGGCCGGCCAGGAGCUGGGCAGCCUCAUCGCUCCUCUCACCCUUCAACCGCCGCCGCCUUCCGCGGCUCAGCAGGGCUGCUUCGCCAACGCGGCGGCUUUCUACCGCUGCCAUCAGCAGCAGAGCGCUGCAGGGGGAGGAGGAAGCUGCUGCCCACCGCCCGGCCCUCCCGCCUCCCCGCCUUUCAGCUUCCAGCCUUUGCGCCGCCUCUCCGAGUCGCCCGUCUUCGACGCCCCUCCAAGCCCUCCGGAUUCUCUCUCCGACCGAGAGAGUUACCUGAGCGGCUCCCUCAGUUCCGGCAGCCUCAGUGGAUCCGAGUCCCCCGGCCUGGAUUCGGGUAGGCGCCUGCCGAUUUUUAGCCGCCUCUCGAUCUCCGAUGACUAAGGAGGUCAGGAAGGGGGAGAGGCCUUUGGAAGCUCCCGUUUUUUAGGGGGUCCUGUUUCCCUGGGCAAUCCCCGUGGGGUAGUUACUCGCUGCCCUUUCUUUCCUGUCUUACUUCCCAUCCUAUUCAUCAGGAGUGGAAACUAGCCAAGUUCGCACAGACUAUUUUUGUUGCUCAUUUCUUUUUCAGUGUGCU
Protobothrops mucrosquamatus (brown spotted pit viper) is the source of this 1891-nucleotide messenger RNA. RefSeq names its product ZFP36 ring finger protein like 2 (gene ZFP36L2). The transcript has 2 exons. Gene Ontology annotation, molecular function: metal ion binding; mRNA binding. The record is from RefSeq and is a predicted model, not a curated record. Lineage: Eukaryota; Metazoa; Chordata; Lepidosauria; Squamata; Viperidae. Bases 163 to 1698 code for a protein of 511 amino acids.